Colletotrichum tamarilloi is the source of this 6183-nucleotide messenger RNA. RefSeq lists its product as uncharacterized. Lineage: Eukaryota; Fungi; Ascomycota; Sordariomycetes; Glomerellales; Glomerellaceae. The record is from RefSeq and is a predicted model, not a curated record. The coding region runs from base 1 to 6183 and encodes 2060 amino acids. The transcript has 2 exons.
AUGAAACGAAUUUCUGCCCUUGCUACUGCCAUGAGCUUCAUGGCUCUUCUCCCAUGGCCGGGCUUAGCAAGUGCGGAUUGCCCAACCACUGGACCAGGUGCGAGUCCUACGACUAUUCAGCCCAUGGAGAUUGUUCACUGCAUUCCGCUUCAUCUCAGCACUUCAGUUUCGCUGAAUACUACAUUCACUGUUAUGGGCACUCCAGUCAAAGUCACCAACGCUCCUACCUUGGUGACUUCCGACUUCUUGGCUACGACCACGGUCACCUACCUCUCUCCUGUCAAUACCCAAUCGCCCUACGCAGGUCCUUGCGUCACGGUUACGGCAGCACUGCCUCCCGGAUCAAAGCCUUCUACUAUUAUCAUUCCCCCACAAAGUGGACAGGCUACAGGAACCAAGUACAUCUGCUCGCCGCUUGAGUCGAAUAUGCCGUGGUUGCCGGGCCUGGGCAACCCAAACGCCGGCGGCAAGUCUCCAUUCAUAGGAAGCCUGACGACGGUCACCGCUCCCUACGCGGGCUCGAUUAUGACGACGUUGACGAUUCCCCCUACUGGAAGUGACCAGACAGGCACUGAGCUCAUCCUCAAGCCCACGCCCAAUAACGGAGAUGCCCCUUUCAACGGUCCCUGCACGACAAUAACAGUUCCUGGAUCCGGCACAGCAUUGACAACUUUGACGGUGCCUCCAUCGGGAUCUGACCGCACUGGCACUCAGAUUGUUUGUCUCCCCUCCGCUACUGGAGGUCUGAUAACCAGCACGUCAACAGGGACUCAACCCGGCCAGACUGGGUUGAUUACCCUUACCCCUGGAAAGCCCGGCGAUCCGACUACCAUCGUCACGAUUGUUCCACCUGGUGGGCGGGUAACUUCUACGUCAACAGGAACUCAGCCUGGCCAGACCGGGUUGAUUACCCUCACCCCUGGCAAGCCCGGAGAUCCAACUACAAUUGUCACAAUUGUGCCUCCUCCAUCGGGAGGAUUGGUUACUUCUACAUCUACUGGCACUCAACCUGGACAGACGGGACUACUUACCCUCACCCCUGGAAAACCUGGAGAUCCAACUACAAUUGUCACAAUUGUGCCUCCUCCAUCGGGAGGAUUGGUUACUUCUACAUCUACUGGCACUCAACCUGGACAGACGGGACUACUGACCCUUCCCCCUGGAAAGCCCGGCGAUCCAACCACGAUUGUUACUAUCGUACCUCCUCCGUCAGGCGGAUUAGUAACAUCUACAUCGACCGGAACCCAGCCAGGUCAAACUGGAUUACUGACUCUGACGCCUGGCAAGCCUGGAGAUCCAACUACAAUCGUUACUAUCGUACCUCCUCCCACGGGAGGAUUAGUAACAUCUACGUCGACGGGUACUCGCCCAGGUCAGACCGGAUUACUGACUCUGACGCCCGGCAAGCCUGGAGAUCCUACAACGGUCGUUACCAUUGUGCCGCCACCUAGCGGCGGGGUAGUUACUAUUACUUCAACAGGAACCCAACCUGGGCAAACUGGUCUUCUCACUCAGACGCCUGGCCGCCCUGGCGACCCAACGACAAUCAUCACGAUUGUUCCCCCUCCUACCGGUGGACUUGUCACGAUUACUUCAACGGGGACCCAACCUGGGCAAACUGGUCUUCUCACUCAGACGCCUGGCCGCCCUGGCGACCCAACGACAAUCAUCACGAUUGUCCCCCCUCCUACCGGUGGACUUGUCACGAUUACUUCAACGGGGACCCAACCUGGGCAAACUGGUCUUCUCACUCAGACGCCUGGCCGCCCUGGCGACCCAACGACAAUCAUCACGAUUGUCCCCCCUCCUACCGGCGGGUUAGUCACCUCAACCUCAACCGGAACUCAACCCGGCCAGACUGGUCUUUUAACACUAACCCCCGGUCGUCCCGGCGAUCCUAUAACAGUCGUUACUAUCGUGCCACCUUCGUCGGGCGGAGUAACGACUGUCACAUCUACUGGCACUCAGACUGGCCUGACGACUCUAACACCCGGUCGACCCGGCGAUCCAACUACUGUCGUUACUUUCGUUCCAAGUCCUACUGGCGGCAUCGUCACGGUCACUUCCACAGGGUCGACCACUGGCCUCGUUACUCAGACACCCGGGCGACCCGGUGAUCCAACUACGGUCGUGACCAUUGUGACGCCUCCUGCCGGUGGGCUAACGACUGUCACCUCCACAGGCUCGACGACUGGCCUGACGACUCUAACACCCGGUCGACCCGGCGAUCCAACUACUGUCGUUACUUUCGUUCCAAGUCCUACUGGUGGCCUUGUCACAGUCACUUCCACAGGGUCGACCACUGGCCUCGUUACUCAGACACCCGGGCGACCCGGUGAUCCAACCACAGUCGUGACCUUUGUAACGCCUCCCGCCGGCGGAUUAACCACUGUCACCUCCACAGGCUCGACAACUGGGUUGACCACUUUGACGCCCGGACGGCCUGGAGAUCCGACGACGGUCGUGACUAUUGUUCCCUCUCCUCUCGGCAGUAUCGUCACGGUUACUUCUACAAGAUCAGCCACAGGCCUCACUACUCAGACACCCGGGCGCCCUGGUGAUCCUACUACUGUUGUAACUUUUGUUACGCCUCCUGCUGGGGGACUGACUACAGUUACCUCGACGGGAUCGCAGACUGGUCUCACGACCCUGACGCCUGGAAGACCUGGAGAUCCUACUACGGUAGUGACUAUUGCGACUGGCCCUCCUCCUGUGACAGUCACCUCGACAGCCUCUACCACUGGUUUAACUACCCUCACACCCGGAAGGCCUGGAGACCCUACUACAGUCGUCACUUUCGUUACUGGUCCUCCUUACGUCACGAUCACUUCAACAGGCUCGACGACUGGUCUUACCACCUUGACUCCUGGAAGACCUGGAGAUCCUACUACUGUAGUGACUAUUGCGACUGGCCCUCCUCCUGUGACAGUCACCUCGACAGCCUCUACCACUGGUUUAACUACCCUCACACCCGGAAGGCCUGGAGACCCUACUACAGUCGUCACUUUCGUUACUGGUCCUCCUUACGUCACGGUUACUUCAACUGGUUCAACGACUGGUCUCACGACCUUGACGCCUGGAAGGCCUGGAGAUCCUACUACUGUAGUGACUAUUGCGACUGGCCCUCCUCUAGUGACAGUCACCUCGAUAGGCUCAACGACUGGUCUGACCACGCUGACUCCCAGAAGUCCUAGAGACCCUACUACAGUCGUCACUUUCGUUACUGGUCCUCCUUACGUCACGGUUACUUCAACUGGUUCAACGACUGGUCUCACGACCUUGACGCCUGGAAGGCCUGGAGAUCCUACUACUGUAGUGACUAUUGCGACUGGCCCUCCUCUAGUGACAGUCACCUCGAUAGGCUCAACGACUGGUCUGACCACGCUGACUCCCAGAAGUCCUAGAGACCCUACUACAGUCGUCACUUUCGUUACUGGUCCUCCAUUCGUCACGGUUACUUCAACUGGUUCAACGACUGGUCUCACGACCUUAACGCCUGGAAGACCUGGAGACCCGACUACCGUAGUUACGAUCGUAACCAGCCCGCCCCCCGUUACGAUAACCUCUACUGGCACGACUACAGGUGUCACCACGGUUCCUGGAGGUCCUGGGGGCCCAGCUACAGUUAUUACAUUUGUUCCCAGGGGGUUCCUGGUUACACUCACCUCUACCGGAACCACAACUGGGCUUACGACGAUUAUCCCCACUGAUCCAGUUGGCGGCACUACCAGCGUAAUCACAUUCGUCACCCUGCCAGCCCCGGUAACUGUCACGUCUACGGGUAGUACGACGGGUCUCACCACGAUUCCUCCAGGUCCAAGUGGAGGCCCUCCCACUGUCGUUACAUUUGCGACCUCUACAGCAAGCCCUAUUUCACCGGUCACCGUCACAUCAACGGCAUCAACCACUGGCUUGACUACCCUGCCCCCUGGUCCCAGCGGUGGUCCUUCGACUGUCGUCACUUUUGUCACCCCCUCUGCGAGUUCUCUCCCACCUGUGACGGUUACAUCUACAGCCUCAACCACUGGUCUGACAACUCUGCCUCCUGGGCCAAGCGGCGGUCCCUCGACGGUUGUGACCUAUGUGACACCUCCAGCGAGUCCUCUUUCUCCCGUGACCGUUACAUCGACGGGGUCGACCACAGGCUUGACAACUCUGCCUCCUGGGCCAAGUGGUGGCCCGUCCACUGUGGUCACAUUCGUUCCGCGUAUUACUGGCUUCUUGAUCACUCUCACAUCCACGGCCAGCCAGACGGGACUCACCACUAUCGUCCCGACGGAUCCAGCCGGCACUACCAGUAUUAUCACAUUUGUCACGCCUUCUGCACCUCUUACGCCCGUCACUGUGACUUCAACUGGAACCGGUACUGGCCUGACCACCCUUCCUCCCGGCCCCAGUGGCGGUCCGUCUACCGUAGUCACAUUUGUCCCAUCUCCCACCGGUGGCUUGACAACGGUCACAUCGACGGGCUCGCAGACAGGCCUUACCACCAUAACUCCAACUGACCCGGCCGGUACUACGAGCGUCAUAACAUUCGUCACGCCCAGCGCUCCCCUUACGCCAGUCACAGUUACGUCAACGGCAUCCACCACUGGCUUGACCACUCUUCCUCCUGGUCCCAGCGGCGGCCCUUCAACUGUCGUCACUUUUGUCACUUCCUCUACUCCUCUUACGCCGGUUACUGUCACGUCAACGGCGUCAACCACCGGUCUGACAACCAUCCCUCCAGGCCCCAGCGGUGGCCCUUCAACUGUCGUCACUUUUGUCCAGACUCCCACUGGCUUCAUCACAACGGUCGUAUCAACAGGCACCCAGACCGGUGUGACAACUUUGCCUCAAACCAACCCGACCGGCACGACUACUGUCAUCUCUUUUGUGCCUCCGGUCACUGGCGGACUUAUCACUCUUACGUCAACUGGCACGCAGACAGGCGUCACUACUCUGCCUCAAACGGAUCCUGCCGGAACAACGACUGUGAUUACCUUCGUGCCCCCGAUCACUGGCUUCCUUACAACAGUUGUUUCGACCGGCACGCAAACUGGACUGACUACAAUCACGCCAACUGGAUUAGGCGGCACAACAAGUGUCGUCACCUUUGUGACUCCCUCGGCAAGCCCUAUUCCACCAGUAACCGUCACUUCAACUAGAUCAUCAACCGGAUUAACGACCCUUGCCCCUGGUCCCAGCGGUGGUCCUACUACUGUUGUGACUUUUGUUACACCUGUUCUUACUACAGUCACCAUAACUUCGACCGGCACUACGACAGGACUUACAACAAUUCCACAGGUCGGAACUGUGCCAGGCACCGUUAUCACCAUCGCUUGCCGUGCUGUAACACAAACGCAAACAGUCUCGGCCAGUGGAUCCUCGGGCACUCAAGCUUCAUUUGUUGUUCCUGCGUGCGCACGAACCGCGCAAUUCAGGAUCAAAGGCGGUGAUGGUGGUGAAGGUGGUCGACAAUCAGGAGUUGGUGAACUCAUUUCUGGGAGUUUCGCCGUCACACCCGGUCAGACAUAUGCUCUCAUUGCAGGCGGCGCCGGGGGUACAAAUAUCCAGGGAACCAGUGCAUAUGGUAACGGCGGUACAGCGACCACCGGUGGUGGUGGAGGUGGUGGAGCGUCUGCAAUCCUUCUUGGGGGUGCGGAGGUUGUCGUCGCUGGCGGAGGAGGUGGCGGGGAUAUAUCUUAUAGUGUAUUUCCCACUGAUGGACGACCAAACACAGUCCACAUCACCUCGGAUGACAAUAGAGGUCACGGCGGCUCUCCAGGACAAGAAGGCGUUGGCAGAUAUACAGUCGACCAGGCGAAUGAUGGUACCAGUGGCUAUUACAACGUUGCCCGAGGUGGAGGUGGGGCUACAGCAAGUGGGCCAGGCGCUGCUGGAACAAUCAGUGGUUACUCGGAUUCCUCAGCGAACGGCAAUCCUGGAUCUGGUCACAACGGUGGCGCAGGUAUUGCUUCUCGAAACUCAGGGUCUGGUGGGAGUGGAGGAUCUGGGGCCGGCGGCGGUGGCUACUAUGGUGGUGGCAGUGGAAGCGUCUUGGACUGGUCUUAUGGUACCAGUCGCGUUACAUUUGGCGGUGGUGGCGGUGGUGGCUCCAGCUUCGUCCGAUCCGGUGUUACUGUCAGUAGCCGGAGCAUUACGGGUGGUACCGGAAGUGUUGAGAUUGUCUUCACUUCUUAA